UUUUGGGGCGGACGGACGUCGCUCGAACCCGCCCGCGAAUCCAUUCGGUCUCGGAGAGCUUUAGUUUUGUGAAGUGUGAUUUUGACCGGAAAUACAACGAAACGGUCAACGGACGUCGGCGUUCUAAUUCGGAAUGUCAGUGGACUGAAACACGAUUCCAUUUUCGUGAAUUUGAAUCAUAACCUUUUCGGUGCAGUUUGGUAAAAAGAAAAAAAGAAUCCCAUUCAGUUCUCUUUGGCUGUACAGUGUAUUUCCGUAGCUUUUUACUUUUUUUUACGCGCCAAAAUGCUUCGGUACUGGUUGUGUUUUGCUAGUGCGGUCUGUUUGGCCGGACAUUGUGGCGCGAAUUACUGCAGAGAUGCUAAUCUUUGUUGUCCCGGGAGAGAUAGCUCCUGUGUCGUGCAAAAGGCCCACCAGAAUGCUAUUAUAGAAGACUUGACGGAUAAACCCUGCUACUGUGACCACGCGUGCUUGAAACUUGGAGACUGUUGUCCUGAUUUUCGGGAAACAUGUGGAGUGAUAGACUGCGUUGUGUCAGGAUGGGGGGCGUGGUCCAACUGCGAUACAGUCUGUGGCUCCGGCAGCAUGGUGAGGAGUCGCAGGGUGGUGCAAGCACCAGCGCACGGCGGCAGGCACUGUCCCUCACUUGUACAGCGGAGAGCCUGUCAGGAACAUCAUGGCUGUUCUGCGGAUAGUAAUGUACCAUUGAGAGAUGAAACGGCGAUGCUGCUCCCUGGUGCACUGUCGGUGAGUCGCCACUCCAACGAGACUGUGGACAUCCGUAAGAACCUUCGGCUGCGGAACCCUGAUGACCCUGAGUCGAAUUCACACAGGGAAUAUUGUGUCCAGUUUGAAGUAAAAAAGGUGUCCAAAGCUUGUCACAGUGACUCGGACUACAAACCAUUACGUGAAGGUAACACGGUUUGUGUGCUAUGCGAAUCAGCAGCUCUCCGUCGAGACCUUAAAUGGCGUUGCGCUGGACACGGCGUGGCCGGACAUGUGACCCGCUUUUACGCACUCGUGGUCCCCCAUUGUCACGGGAAAUGGUUGCGCGCCGACCAUAAUCCGGACAAACGAAGCGACUGCUGCAUGAACCCAGAUUUUAUUUUUGUUUAAUUUAAAAAGUUAAAUAAAAAUGGAGAAUAACAUCUGAUGAACGUUACACAACAUCAUUUUUAAUCUGUUUAUAUUUUAAUUUGUAUUUAUUUAUAUGUAAUUACAUUCAUAUAUUAAGGAGCUCGAAGUGUAAUAUCCAUACUAAUAUUAUAAAUGUAACUCUGUCUGUCUGUCUCGCCAAAACUACUGAAACAAUUUAAAUGAAAUUUGGUACACAGAUAGUCUAGACUCUGAGAAAGGACAUAGGAUAAUUUUAAUGCGAAAAAAGAGCUGUAAAGGUUUCAAAGGGGUGAGGAAAGAUUUUAUGGAGGUAUCGUCAUUUUUGGAGUUCUUUGGGGGAGG
Messenger RNA from Achroia grisella, 1458 nucleotides. It is a transcript of the gene vex, whose product is annotated as somatomedin-B and thrombospondin type-1 domain-containing protein. Lineage: Eukaryota; Metazoa; Arthropoda; Insecta; Lepidoptera; Pyralidae. The record is from RefSeq and is a predicted model, not a curated record. The coding region runs from base 286 to 1116 and encodes 276 amino acids. The transcript has 6 exons.